AUGUCGACAAAGACAAGCACCCCACACAUCACCAAACAAAAAGAUCGAAAUUUGUACUCUAUGGAAGGGUAUUGGGACUCAAUGGACAUCGCUAAAAUAUUUAGUACCCUCGAACACAUCGACUGCCCUUAUCUCUUUCCUUACAGGAACUGGAAAUACACGCCCCCCGAAGUCGACUUCCAAGGAAUCUUUAAAAGGAAAGUUAUAAAAGGCCCUGGUGUCUUGACUUUUGAGUCCGAUGUAGUGACUUAUACGCUUCAAGACUUCCUCGACGAGCAACCGAACCACACACUUAAUGGAGAUAAAGCGAUGUCUGUGAUAUCGCAAGUCUGGAUAGCACUCAAUUCGAUCCGGAAUUUGUCGCCAUUUGUACGAGUCCUUUCACUCCAUCCGUCGAAUGUUGUCCUCACAGUAUUACCAGGAAGUAACCCGCCUACACACCAAAUCCAAAUCCAAGGGUAUAUUCCUCUCAUCUUCUUUGAUUCGAUGACGGACGACAUGAAGAUGUAUUGCUCGCCACUGCAGUUAAGCUUCAUUCAUAAGAAAUUGAAUGUGUAUGAUCCGCGGUGUGACAUGUACACCUUUGCGUUGUUAGUCACGAAGAUUUGGACGGACAAACUUCCGUAUCGGAGCGAAGUCAAUAUCACUAAUCUCUUCGACGCGAACGGAAUCAUAUUCAGACUCCCUCUCUUCCCUAAUCCAUUAGUUAAGACACUUGUAGAGAUGAUUCUUAUCAAGAACAUGCCAUGGGAAUAUACAUAUACCGAUGACUAUUUGGUCAUGGCACGCAAAGCAACUUUCUUGGAAUUCCGAAGUAAACCAGAGGACUUCAAAGUCAUCGAAGAAAUAGGUAAAGGGACUUCAGCUACUGUCUAUCAAGCUAUUCAAAAGACUCGUCGUGGUGAUCGAAUUGUAGCUAUCAAAGAGAUGAUAGUCAACAACGACGAGAUGCAAUUCAUUCAGAACGAAGUUGAUAUUAUGUCGCUGUGUCGCCAUCCAAAUGUCAUCCAAAUGUAUGACUCAUUCACUCAUCAAGGCUCAAUCUUCACUUCUAACCCCGCAUUCUUCGCUAAUAUCAUUAUCGAGUUCUGCGACGGAGGAACACUCCAAAACUUCUUCGAGUCCGAAUUCCCAGUCAAUCCAUUCCCAGACUAUUUGAUCGCUCACGUCUUAAAAGGAAUCUUGAGCGGACUCUUCUAUUUACACAGCGAACAUCACAUCGUCCACAGAGACUUAAAACCAGAAAACAUUUUAUUGAAGGUCGACCCCGCUAAUACAAACGCACCUAUCGUCAAAAUCGCCGAUUUCGGACUCUCCAAAAUCGUCGAAAAUCGACAAAUGAUGGAAAGCUAUGUCGGGACUCCCGUCUUCAUGGCACCGGAAGUCUUUAAGAUGCAGAAGUAUGACUACAAGUGCGACUUAUGGUCGUUGGGAGGGUUACUCUAUUUCUUAAGAACACACGUCUACCCACUCAGUUCAAAUAGACAGAGGUUCAUGGCUAAUAUGCAGAACCAAAUCCCUCCUGCUUACCAAGACGCGUUCUGGUCGAGUAUGCCAGGACUGAAAGACUUGGUUAGUAACCUCAUUGUAUACGACCAAAACAGAAGAUACGAUUGGGCGGAAAUACAUAAACAUCAGUAUGUCAAAACUAUCAUGGGAGACGCUUUACAUACAAGAGACUAUGACAAACUCUAG
Entamoeba invadens IP1 is the source of this 1695-nucleotide messenger RNA. RefSeq names its product myosin light chain kinase, putative. Gene Ontology annotation, cellular component: cytoplasm. The record is from RefSeq and is a predicted model, not a curated record. Gene Ontology annotation, molecular function: protein serine/threonine kinase activity; ATP binding. The transcript has 2 exons. NCBI's taxonomy places the organism in Eukaryota, Evosea, Mastigamoebida, Endamoebidae. Gene Ontology annotation, biological process: autophagy; peptidyl-serine phosphorylation. The coding region runs from base 1 to 1695 and encodes 564 amino acids.